This is a messenger RNA of Nestor notabilis (Kea), 309 nucleotides long. It is a transcript of the gene SNCA, whose product is annotated as synuclein, alpha (non A4 component of amyloid precursor). Gene Ontology annotation, cellular component: neuronal cell body; axon terminus; cytoplasm. Gene Ontology annotation, molecular function: cuprous ion binding. The annotation marks the transcript as partial. Gene Ontology annotation, biological process: synaptic vesicle endocytosis; chemical synaptic transmission; synapse organization. Lineage: Eukaryota; Metazoa; Chordata; Aves; Psittaciformes; Psittacidae. The transcript is spliced from 3 exons. The record is from RefSeq and is a predicted model, not a curated record.
AUGGAUGUGUUCAUGAAAGGACUUUCCAAGGCAAAGGAGGGAGUUGUAGCAGCAGCAGAAAAGACCAAGCAGGGUGUGGCAGAGGCAGCAGGGAAGACGAAAGAGGGCGUCCUUUAUGUGGGUUCCAGGACCAAGGAAGGAGUUGUUCAUGGUGUCACAACAGUGGCUGAGAAGACCAAAGAGCAAGUAUCUAAUGUUGGGGGAGCUGUGGUGACAGGAGUGACAGCGGUGGCCCAGAAGACGGUAGAAGGAGCAGGGAACAUUGCUGCAGCCACUGGCUUGGUAAAGAAGGAUCAGUUGGCCAAACAG